AUUGGAAUAAGAAUGGAAUUGAAAAAUGUGGUGAAGGACAAGAAAUUUUGGAUGGCAUCUUUCAUCAUUGCUUGGGCUGCAGCUCUUCAGGGUCACAUGAUGUGGUUGCAGCGCCAGAAUUCCUUCAAAGAAAAAUUCGGUAACCCCCAAGACCAUCCUCAAAACCCUAACUAACUCACUCUCUUAGAUCACACCUUCGCUUCUAUUCUGUUUCUAUGCUUCAAUUUAUUAUUAUAUUAAACAAUCUUCAUCUUC
This is a messenger RNA of Vigna umbellata (rice bean), 255 nucleotides long. Its product is annotated as hexose transporter. Lineage: Eukaryota; Viridiplantae; Streptophyta; Magnoliopsida; Fabales; Fabaceae. The record is from RefSeq and is a predicted model, not a curated record.